Drosophila eugracilis is the source of this 368-nucleotide messenger RNA. It is a transcript of the gene Acbp3, whose product is annotated as acyl-CoA-binding protein. The coding region runs from base 31 to 285 and encodes 84 amino acids. Lineage: Eukaryota; Metazoa; Arthropoda; Insecta; Diptera; Drosophilidae. The record is from RefSeq and is a predicted model, not a curated record. Gene Ontology annotation, biological process: fatty acid metabolic process. The transcript has 2 exons. Gene Ontology annotation, molecular function: long-chain fatty acyl-CoA binding.
CAUUACCAACAAGAAUCCAAACCUAACAACAUGGUGUCUUUCGAAGAAGCCUCUGAACUCGCCAAGAAGUUCACCAAGAAGCCCACCGAUGCCGAGUUCCUGGAGUUCUACGGUCUGUUCAAGCAGGCCACCGUUGGCGAUGUCAACAUCGAGAAGCCCGGCGCUCUGGCUCUGAAGGAGAAGGCCAAGUACGAGGCCUGGAACUCCAACAAGGGUCUGUCGAAGGAGGCUGCCAAGGAGGCCUACGUAAAGGUGUACGAGAAGUACGCCCCCAAGUACGCUUAAAUCGGUAACCGGUUUCCGGACCCCCCAUACACCUGCCCACUACUACGUUGAACAAUAAAGAUUAUCCGAGAUAUGAGCAAUAA